CAGGGGAGUGAGCCCCACGUCCACCGCACGCCGCAGCUCCCAUCUCCUUCUCUCUGCCCUGCACCCUGCCUGCAGGCUGGCACCUGUCCCGCUGGUGUCCCACCCCCAUGGGCCACCCCCCGGAAUGAGUGUCGACGCUGAGCAGCUGCCCCUCUGGGCUGCCUCCGAGGUGCCCCCCAACACCAGCGCAGCCUCGGCAGAGGCUGGCCGGCUGCAGGGGCUGUCGGCGUGGGGUGGCAGGGCAGGCGAGAUCGCCGGCAUGGUGGUGAUCCAGUGCAUCUACGCCCUGGUGUGCCUGCUGGGGCUGCUGGGCAACUCGCUGGUGAUCUUCGUCAUCCUGCGUUACGCCAAGAUGAAGACGGCCACCAACAUCUACCUGCUCAACCUGGCCAUUGCUGAUGAGCUCUUCAUGCUCAGCAUCCCCUUCGUGGCCACCUCGGCCGCCCUGCACCAUUGGCCCUUUGGCCGGGUGCUGUGCCGCACCGUGCUGGGUGUGGACGGGCUCAACAUGUUCACCAGCGUCUUCUGCCUGACAGUGCUCAGCCUGGACCGCUACAUCGCCGUGGUGCACCCGUUGCGGGCGGCCACCUACCGCCGCCCACGGGUGGCCAAGAUGGUCAACGGGGGCGUGUGGCUCCUCUCCUUGCUGGUGGCCUCGCCCAUCCCCAUCUUCGCAGGCACAGCGACCACCCGCGACGGCCAGGCGGUGGCCUGCAACCUCCUGUGGCCAAGCCCGGCCUGGUCAGCUGCUUUCGUGGUCUACACCACCCUGCUGGGCUUCCUGCUGCCGGUGCUGGCCAUGGGGCUGUGCUACCUGCUGAUCGUGGGCAAGAUGCGGGCGGUAGCACAGCGGGUGGGCUGGCAGCAGCGGCGGCGCUCCGAGGGCAAGCUGACACGCCUGGUGCUGACGGUGGUGGCCAUGUUUGUGGUCUGCUGGAUGCCUUUCUAUGUGGUGCAGCUGGUGAACCUGCUGCUGCCUGGCCGCCUGGAUGCCACGGUCAACAAUGCCUCCCUCAUCCUCAGCUACUCCAACAGCUGUGCCAACCCCAUCCUCUACGGCUUCCUCUCAGAAAACUUCCGGCACUCCUUCCAUGGCGUGCUGCGCCGCUGCCUCGAUGCCAGCCUCUGCUGCUGUCACACCAAGGCGGGGGUCGCCGAGGAGGAGGAGGAGGAGGAAGAGCCCCUCGACUACUGCGCCGUGCCCCGGGGUAACGACAAGGGCAAGGGCUGCAUGUGCCCACCGCUGCCCUGCCAGCAGGAGCCCGCACACCCUGAGCCCUGCUGCAAGCCUGGCACCCUCCUGGCCAAGACCACCACCUUCUAG
Cygnus atratus (black swan) is the source of this 1324-nucleotide messenger RNA. It is a transcript of the gene SSTR4, whose product is annotated as somatostatin receptor 4. NCBI's taxonomy places the organism in Eukaryota, Metazoa, Chordata, Aves, Anseriformes, Anatidae. Gene Ontology annotation, cellular component: neuron projection; membrane. The coding region runs from base 125 to 1324 and encodes 399 amino acids. The transcript has a single exon. Gene Ontology annotation, molecular function: neuropeptide binding; somatostatin receptor activity. Gene Ontology annotation, biological process: cellular response to glucocorticoid stimulus; neuropeptide signaling pathway. The record is from RefSeq and is a predicted model, not a curated record.